UCUGGAUAUAAAGUUAUCAUUUUUUGCCAUCUUUUAUACUUCUCCAAUGCAAUGAGCAAUUAUUGAUUGAUUAACAUUGCAGCAGAACACAUAUUAUUGAUAUUAUUGGGGUGCUGAUUAUAAGGAUACUUUUGGUGACUUAAACAAUUAUAUUAUUAUGUGUAAUUCCUGAAAGAAAUAUUGACUCCAACUUCUAAUGCUCUCAUUCACACCAUCACUGUUUAACUGAUUGUAUCAAUAUGGAAGCAAUUGUACGGAGAUUUAUUGUAAAUGGAAAUUUCAAAUGAUCAGCAUGUAUUUAUGAACUGACCCCGAUCAAGAUACAUAUAAAUCAGUUCACGGUCUCUUCUUGAUGAGGGUUGACUGGUGCUUUUGUUUUUUUUUCUCUAAUCUUAAAGUGUUGUCUCAACGUCAGGUAACAAUAUGCAAAAGCUUUUAAUAAUUUAUUGAAUACAAUAAUUCUUUUGCUAAAUUGGAACAGUCAACUUUUUCUGUUAUUUCUUUUUUAUUCAAUAAUUCAUCUUUAUCUUUUUGACCAUAAAAACAGGUUCGACAGGGUGUAAAUGACAACAAAACUAUAGCCACAACUGGUUGCGUUAAUUUACUUGGCCGGUGUCUCUCAUAAUAUGUUUUUAUGCCGUUACAACAACUUAUUAUCUAGGAAUUUGUGUGGGUUUUUCACUAAAAAGUAUCGAGUAAGCAUUGGAGGACAUCUAUUUAGUAUUUAGGAUAUUUUAUCACACUCAAAAUCUUAAGAAAUAUGCUUCCUUUUAAGCAUUGACACACUGACUCAGUUACCUCCAUUACUUUUUUGUUUUUUUUUUCUUUUAACAGAGAAAAAUCUUUUUUAUCAAAACGUCAAGAAUGUUAUUCUUUAAUCCUUAGAUAUUUACAUGAUACAAGGUGCUUUAUGAUUUAUUUGAUUGUGACGAUACCUAGGCUCAAAUUAUGGCAGGUUAAACUUGUGAGUGACAAUCUUUGCCUUCAUCAAAUCAUGAUAACAAAGACGAAAAAACACACAACAUACGUUUUGCAGUAUAAUGACUCUAGGUAAUAGAUGGAUUUUGGAUUAUUGCCAACUACCGAUGUUUUGUUUCAUUCAAUGAAAUCAGUUCAACGUUGAAUAAAUAUUGAAAGGAUGAAAAAGAAAAAAAAAGCACGUGAAUACAAGUAAUGAAGUAGAAAGUUGAAAAUUAACAGGAAGUAUAGAUAAGUGUAAAGAAGCUUUGUUCAUUUAGUGAUGCUUUUGACACUCUAAUGUCUAGUACAUCUUUAAGUACUUAGACGUCUGUUUAAUUUUCAGAGUCACGCGGAGUAGUCACAUGGACGUGAAUGACCGCAUACGAAUGCACCUUUGAACUCUCCAGAUUAUUAAGUGAAAUUGUUUAGAGACAACAAAUUCAUCAAGAUUUUAAAAUACGUAUUUACUGUACAAAUUAAUUUAAGAGGUAGAGACAGUAAUUGAAGUUUCUAGAAAAAAAAACUGAAGCAUUGUAGUCAUGAAGACAACAUUUAUGACCAUAGUAACAUAUGAAGAUAAUUAAAAAAACUAAUACGUCAUUGCGAUAGUCGUUUUUGCACUGUAUCGUUUGGUUGAGUUGUGACAAUCGCGAUUAGCUGCAACGAGUAUACUUAACAAUUUUAUGCUGUAUCAAAGUGUCACUUUCACUUUUGUUGAGAGACUUAUUAUCAUAUGUAAAAAGAUUUGCACGUUGAAUUGUCGAGGACUUGGAUAUUUCGACAGAAUGUGUGCAUAUCACAACCGAUAGAGUGCCAAGACUGGACGAUUAAUCAAGAAUUAAGAUACCCUUGAGAUAAUUAAUGGAAAUUAAGGAAAAGAUCAUGAAGUAUAUAUUGGAUAAAAAUUCAAAACCGGAACCAAACGACCCCGAGAUGGACAAUGACCUCGGAUGGAUUCGAGGGUUGACCUCGGGAUCAAGUUCUCCAGUACCUUUAAAGGAGUAAAGAGACAUGUCUCCAGCAAGAGUAAGUGAGAAAGAAAAGAGAGUGGCUGCAAAGUAACUACAGAUCAGUUACUAACAGAGUUUAGUUCGCGAUUGGCCAGCAUCCAGUAAAGGACUGUGGCAGAAUUCGUGCUAAUUCCUUGUGCAAAGUCUCUCAAGUAUACUUAUUUGAUGAAAAUUGAUUAUCACGAGUAUCACAACAGAUUAACUGUUGAUAGAAGCAAUUGAAAAUCAGGAAGACAUUAAGACCACGUAAUUCUAACAAGAAAGUCAUCCUGACUGCGAUUCUUCUUCGUAUUUACGAGUGAUUAGUCUGUUUUUCGCCAAGAAUCAUCAUUUUCCCCUCCAGGCAACUAACGAGGAGCUUCUUCAUCAAGUACUUCUGUUGACUCAAGAAGAGGGGGUGGUAUCAAAGUAUUAACGAAGAGAGGGAAAAAGACACGCGGACUCUGAAAACUGAAUAAGUCUCUUCGGUAGUAUAACUUGCGGUACGGUGCGAGCAACCAAUCGAACUCUGCAAACACAACCGAUCCAAAGUCCGUUGCUUGUUCAGUUGUCUUCGAACCCUCGAUCACUACGGACGGUUUACAGAUUUUUUUAUAUAUAUAUUUAUCGGUGAAUUGUUGAAAAAACAAAAAUUUAUUUUUCAAUUUUUAAAAGUAUUUUUAUCGUGAAUAAGAAGUUGACAACGACUAUUGCAUCUCAUCACAAGGAACUCUGAAGUGAAGGAAGUUGUAAUCUUAAGUUGAAGAUAUUUGGACGUUAAAACAAAACUGUCAUUGGUAUUCUUGGUUAUUUUCUAAAAUAUUCUCAAUUUACUUUAUCCAUGUCUAUGUGAACGUCAAGUCAUAUCUUUCAGUACCUGGUAGCCUAUACGGAGAAUGGUGGCAUCGCAGAACGACGGGGAUAGAAGUGGAGGUGGUGAUAAUACCUUGGGAAAUGGUGAGCACGAGACAGCAGUUUACACAGUAUCAGUAAGUGGAGUUGGAUACAGAAAUGAAGGAUACAAAGAAGAUGGAGCUGAUGGUAUUCCCCCAGAACCAACAAAACCACCAGCUUUACCUGCGCCAGAAGAUGACACACAAUCUAGAAAAUUUAAAUUAUCACGUAGCGAGAAGUGGAGAAUACUUAAAAAUAUUGGAACAGUAUCGAUAGCCUUCAUGGUCCAAUUCACAGCCUUUCAAGGCACAGCUAAUCUCCAGUCAUCAAUAAAUGCUCAUGACGGUCUCGGAACUGUAUCAUUAUCAGCUAUUUAUGCAGCACUAGUAUUGUCUUGUAUUUUUGUUCCUACAUUUCUUAUCAAGAGGUUAACAGUCAAGUGGACAUUGUGCUUAUCCAUGUUAUGCUACGCUCCGUAUAUCGGAUCCCAGUUUUAUCCUAGAUUUUAUACUUUGGUACCUGCUGGAGUACUUCUGGGUCUUGGUGCAGCGCCUAUGUGGGCUGCUAAAGCCACUUAUCUUACACAAGUUGGUGGAGUUUACGCCAAACUCACUGAUCAACCAGCAGAUGCUAUUGUUGUUCGGUUCUUUGGAUUUUUCUUCCUUGCUUGGCAAACAGCUGAACUUUGGGGCAAUCUUAUUUCUUCUCUGGUACUCAGUGAAGGUGAAUUUGGUGGUGAUGAUGGUGGUAAUUCAACAACUCUAAAAAAAAUCAGCAACUGUGGCGCCAAUUUCUGUGUUAUUGGUGGUGGUGCUGAUGAUCCACUGAAAAGGCCACCAGACUCAGAAAUUUAUGAAAUAUCAGCUAUUUAUUUGACUUGUGUUAUUGUUGCCGUUAUUAUUGUUGCUCUUUUCGUCGAUCCUUUAUCAAGGUACGGAGAGAAGCAACGGCGAGCUGAUAGCCAAGAAAUAAGUGGUAUUCAGCUACUAUCUGCUACAGCAUAUCAGCUUAAAAAACGUAACCAGCAGCUACUUAUACCAAUAACAGUAUGGAUUGGAAUGGAGCAAGCAUUCAUUGGUGCAGAUUUUACUCAGGCCUACAUAUCAUGUGCAUUAGGAGUUCAAAAGGUUGGCUACGUAAUGAUCUGUUUUGGAGUAGUCAAUGCUGGAUGCUCAUUACUCUUUGGUUCAGUAAUGAAGUUUGUGGGUAGACAACCUCUAAUGGCACUUGGAGCUAUUGUUCAUGCUGCCCUCAUAGGUGUUCUUCUUGUAUGGAAGCCACAUCCAGAAAACGCUUAUGUUUUCUUCACAGUCUCUGGCCUUUGGGGAGUUGGAGAUGCUGUUUGGCAGACUCAAGUCAACGGUCUUUAUGGUACACUCUUCAGGCGUAAUAAAGAAGCAGCUUUUUCAAAUUAUCGUUUAUGGGAAAGUGCAGGAUUUGUAGUUGCUUAUGCAUACAGUACACAUUUAUGUGCAAGGAUGAAGCUCUAUGUAAUGUUAACAGUAUUAAUUAUUGGUACUGUAGGAUACAUAAUUGUGGAAAUCCUUCAUAGGCGUAAACAAAAAAGGCUCAAGGCAUUGGCAGAAGAUCCUAAAGCAGCUCAGGCAGCUGCUGAAGCUAAUCAGCCAGAAGAAACAGAUGACGAGAAGGAUGAUAUUGAUGACGAUAUAAUUAUCACUCAUUUGUAAUAAUAUAAUGUUAUUCAUUAUAGAGUUUUUAAUUAAUUGCUUCAUAAAAAAUCUUUCAAGCUCGCUCGUCGACUUGCAUUUAUUAAAAAAGGAAACUCAGAAGACAAGUAUUUUCCAUAAAUUCCAAAUAUUAAUCACGUCAGAGAGGUCCUUGGCAGGACGACGAUCGAUUGAAAAAGCUUGAAAGCCUUAUUGGGUUUGUCCUUGUACAGAGAAAAGAAUGAAAGAAUGGAUAAGAAAAAUCAAGAAUUGAAGAACUGAUAAAGAAGUAAUUUUUGGUAUAAUUUUUAAUUUAUUUAUAAUUACUUCAACGCCUAAAAUAGAAUGUGAGGAAUAAAUUUAUGCUACAUGGAAUAAUGAGUAGUGAAGUCAUCAAAAUUAUUCAAUAGAAGUUUUUAAGUAAAAGGGAAAAAAGGCUCAGGAUAUGAGAUUAUUAAGAAAUAUUAAUUUAAAAGUAUGAUUUAGACCACAAGUGUAAUUGCAAGAAACGAUCAAAGUUUAAAAAUAUUACUUCACAGUGAAUGCGAAACAGUAUUUCUUAAACGGUCGUCUCGUGAGAGACAAGAAGAAUAUAUAGUGAUAGAGAAGAUGUGUCUUUCAUUUUUCCCCUUCUGUUGUAUCUCUCACGUUUCGAUCGCUCAAGAAUUCUCCGUAAUGUAGAUAGUAAUAGAUAAAAAUAUAAUGAUAUUUUUCCUUGUCUUUCUGUGAGUAACCUUGCAAACUCCUGUCAAGUGUAAACGUAUCGAUAAAAAGAUAUCAAUGUUUAUAAACAGGAAAGUACAGGUAAACGAGAGAAAGAGAAGAAAAUGGAUAUAAAAAUUGUCAGUCAGUAACUCAAUUAAUUUAUUCGACCUUGAUCAAGUGAGAAUGCUUUGAUGAGCGAAGAAAUGUUUCUUCUACCCUGAUUCUAGAGGCGCCAAUCUAUGAUCUACGAUACUGAUCUCGUUUGGCCUCAGUGCAAUACAAGAAUGUUGAUCAGACAUUCUCCAGAGCCUUUGAUGUUUUUUUUCACUAUUCCUCUCUCUUCUAUGAACUUUACUGCCUGUCUUUUUCUCCCCUUAAGCAAGAACAAGUAAAAACCUGGACAGGAAACCAGUAGAAGAACCUGUACACGCAAGACACGCCUCACUAUACUAUGUCUAUUUAUACCUACGUGCGUGCUUAAUACUAAUGAAACUUCCCGUAAGAGUAAACGAUUUUUUCGAAAAUUUUAUAAAUUACUAUUAUACCUGAUCUAAUUUUAUGCCGGUGUGUUGCAAUAAAAAAGAUCUUGAUGGAAUAAGUUGGUGAAAAACCGCUUUGUGAUAAUUAAUUAAAAUUAAUCAAAGAUGACAUUAAGUUUAAAUUAAAAAAAAA
Messenger RNA from Chelonus insularis, 5887 nucleotides. RefSeq names its product UNC93-like protein. NCBI's taxonomy places the organism in Eukaryota, Metazoa, Arthropoda, Insecta, Hymenoptera, Braconidae. The coding region runs from base 2846 to 4531 and encodes 561 amino acids. The transcript has 14 exons. Gene Ontology annotation, molecular function: potassium channel regulator activity. Gene Ontology annotation, cellular component: plasma membrane; striated muscle dense body. The record is from RefSeq and is a predicted model, not a curated record. Gene Ontology annotation, biological process: regulation of muscle contraction; regulation of potassium ion transport.